AUGGAAUCGUGUAGUUUCCUUAGUCUUAGGAAUCGUUCCCGCUUACCGGGAAAAGUUCCAUCGUGGAAACAGCAGCCUGUUGAAAGUGAUGAAGCUGAAAGUGCUGAAGAAAAGAAGCUGAAACUAUCUCUUGAGAUUUACGUGGUGAUGAUUUUUGGAUCACGAAUAGCUUGUGGAGGUUUGGUCAGACUCAUGUACUGUGUGAUUCACGUGUUGUUUCGAGGACACAAAAUGUUUAUCUAUGUCGCCUACAACACUCAAGGCAGUGUGAGAAGAUGCUUCAUGGCUUGGGUCUUUGUAGUAGCGUGGCAAAUCGUUUUUGCGGAGUAUGAAGUUAACCGAAACAAGGACGCGAUGAAACUCAUCGAUAAGGGCUUCAUAACCAUUGAGAUUCUGCUUACUCUGUGGAUUGGGAAGUCUGUUUUGGUGAUGUGA
Microthlaspi erraticum is the source of this 435-nucleotide messenger RNA. The record is from the annotation of a GenBank genome assembly. NCBI's taxonomy places the organism in Eukaryota, Viridiplantae, Streptophyta, Magnoliopsida, Brassicales, Brassicaceae.